Aedes albopictus (Asian tiger mosquito) is the source of this 4359-nucleotide messenger RNA. RefSeq lists its product as uncharacterized. The record is from RefSeq and is a predicted model, not a curated record. NCBI's taxonomy places the organism in Eukaryota, Metazoa, Arthropoda, Insecta, Diptera, Culicidae. Gene Ontology annotation, molecular function: nucleic acid binding. The transcript has a single exon. The coding region runs from base 637 to 4317 and encodes 1226 amino acids. Gene Ontology annotation, biological process: DNA integration.
AGCAGUACAAGCAAGCCAUGAUUUUUAGCCUUAAGUUGACACUUGCAAAUAAACUCUAUUCUAAUUUGAACCACCAAACUAUCAAGUUGAGUUUUACUCCCACUACACAAUAGUUUUUGGCGACGAGAUUUUUAACGAAGUCACGCAAAGUAUCGGUAGCAGAAUGAGUCCCGAAUUCGAAGCAAGCCUUCUAAGGAUUCUGGAGAACCAAGGAAGAAUUCUUCAAGAACUUUCCGCUUCAAGAUCCGUAGCAGGUCCAUCAGUUGGCGGAGGCGACGGUAAUCUGCAGUCCAACCAGCAGCAUCCGGAGGACCCACGUCGGCAGAAUCAGACGGAGUUCCUGAUCGAGUCCCUGUCAAGCAGCAUCAGUGAAUUCCACUACGAUCCAGAAGCGGGAGUAACAUUUGAAGCUUGGUUUGCAAAGUACGAAGACCUUUUUGAAGAGGACGCUCGACAGAAGAUUUCUUCACGUACGCUGGAAUCGUGAACGAGAAGUGUGAAGAGUUCAAGCUACCGGAAAUCACCAAUGAUCAGUUCAAGUGUCUACUUUUCGUGUGCGGCCUGAAUUCAAGCAAAGAUGCGGAUGUCCGGACUUCCUUGCUGUCCAAGAUCGAGAGUACCAAUCCGGCAACCCCGAUGACACUACACUCAUUGGCUGAGGAUUGCCAGCGGCUCCUGAAUCUCAAGAAGGAUACUGCAAUGAUCGAGAAGUCAGGUAACAAGUCCAGUGUUUGCGCCAUCAGGAAUCUUACGAAAAUCAAGACGUCUGGUCAACAACAGCAGCAGAAACCGUCAGAUGUCCCGAACACUCCUUGCUGGCGUUGUGGAGAAAUGCAUAAUUCGAAGAAUUGCAAUUACAUCCAACAUCAGUGCAAGUCAUGCAAGAAAGUCGGACAUAAGGAAGGAUACUGUACCUGUUUCCAAUCAAAGCCGAAGAAGAAGAAUCGAGGUUUUAAGAAUCAGUCAGCGAAGGCUCAAGGAAUCUAUUCCGUCAAUCAGGUGAGUGUUACUGCCAACCGGAAGUUCACCACAGUCGAACUCAAUGGACACGCCGUCAGAAUGCAGCUGGAUAGCGCAGCGGACAUCAGUGUCAUUUCACAAGAAGUUUACAAGCAAAUGGGAUGUCCAGCCGGAAAACAACCAUCAAUCAACGUUGUGAAUGCUUCUGGCGAUGACAUGGGUCUCACUCUGGAGUUGUCGUGCUCAAUCACCUUGAAUGAAGUAUCCAAGCAAGGAAGAUGUUUCGUGUCCAAGGCAGAUGAUCUCAAUUUGUUUGGAGCUGAAUGGAUUGAACUGUUCGGACUUUGGGAUGUACCUUUCAACGCAGUGUGCAACCAAGUAUCGAUGAAGCAUCAUCCGGAAGCUGAGGGCCUGGUCGAUCGUUUGAAAGUCAAGUACAGCAACGUUUUCGAUGAGAGCCUGGGACUUUGUACGAAGAAGCAAGUAUCGCUAACUGUCAAGCCUGGAUCGAAGCCAGUUUUUCGUCAGAAGCGUCCAGUUCAAUAUGCAUCUGUCCAGAAAAUUGAAGAUGAACUGAACCGGCUUCAAGCUUUGGACAUCAUUUCACCAGUGACAUACUCCGAGUGGGCCGCUCCAAUUGUAGCAGUUCGGAAACCGAAUGGCAAGGUCAGAAUCUGUGCAGAUUAUUCCACCGGAUUAAACGAAGCUUUAGAAGCAAAUCAUCAUCCGUUGCCGCUUCCUCAAGACAUAUUUGCAAAAUUGCCUGGGAAGAAAAUAUUUUCGCAAAUAGAUCUUUCGGACGCCUACUUGCAAGUCGAAGUUUCGGAAUCCUCAAGAAAAUUGCUGACCAUCAACACUCACAAAGGUCUUUACCAAUUCAAUCGACUUUCUCCAGGAGUUAAAACCGCACCAGGUGAAUUCCAGCAGAUUGUGGACAGCAUGGUAGCAGAUUUGGAAGACGUAAGCGUUUAUCUUGACGACAUCAUUUUGGCAAGCAAUUCUCUGGAAGAACAUCUUCAGCAGCUGGAACGGUUACUGGCUCGCAUCGAAGAAUACGGAUUUCACCUCAAAAUCGGAAAAAGCAACUUCUUCAUGCAGCAGAUUCAGUACCUCGGAUUGAUUGUAGAUGACCAAGGAAUUCGUCCGGAUCCAGAAAAGAUCAAGGCCAUCGUCAAUAUGCCAGCCCCGCACGAUGUACCAAGUCUACGUUCGUUUCUGGGAGCAGUAAAUUAUUACGGCAAGUUUGUACGAGCAAUACACGAUCUUCGUCAACCAAUGGAUGCUUUGUUGAAAAAGGACGUCAAAUGGAAUUGGAGCCCAGCUUGUCAGAACGCUUUCGAAGAGUUCAAGAGGAUUCUACAAUCAGACCUCCUACUGACGCAUUACAACCCAAACUUGGAGAUGAUAGUAGCAGCCGACGCAUCGCAACAUGGUAUAGGAGCAGUCCUGCUUCACCGAUUUCCAGAUGGGUCUAUCAAGGCUGUAUGUCACGCUUCCCGUACAUUGACUGACGCUGAAAGGAAUUACGCUCAAGGAGAAAAGGAAGGAUUAGCACUGAUAUUUGCCUGCACCAAGUUUCAUCGAAUGAUUUUUGGAAGACAUUUCAUUCUGCAAACGGACCACAAACCACUUCUUGGGAUAUUCGGAUCGAAGAAAGGCAUACCAGUGCAUACUGCCAACAGACUACAGCGUUGGGCACUGACACUGCUGCAGUAUGAUUUCAAGAUCGAAUUCCAGAAGACUGAAAGUUUUGGAUACGCUGAUUUACUCUCUCGCUUGAUUGGACAACAUUCCAAACCCGAUGAAGAUUAUGUGAUUGCCAGUUUGCAAAUGGAAGCAGAUAUUCGCAGUAUUCAAACCGAAGCCGUAUCAGUUCUACCAAUCACCAGUCAAUUGAUUUUGCAAGAAUCAAAAAAGGAUGCCACGUUUCAAGCAGUCCUCAAGCAAGUUCGAGAUAACUGGCCUUCCACGAGACAUUCCAAUGAAGUCGGAUCAUUCUACAAGAGACGUGAAGCGCUGUGUGAAGCGAAUGGAUACCUGAUGUUCAUGGAUCGAAUCGUCAUUCCGAAGUCAUUGCAAUCACCUGUUCUCAAGCAGUUACAUGUUGGUCAUCCUGGAAUGCAAAGAAUGAAAUCUCUGGCAAGAAGUUUUGUGUUUUGGCCAAAUAUGGAUGCAGAUAUUGAAGACUAUGUCCGGAGAUGUUCAAACUGUGCAGCAGCAUCAAAAGCUCCCGUGAAAACAACUCUUUCAUCGUGGCCAAUUCCGUCCAUGCCCUGGUCUCGUCUUCAUGUGGAUUAUGCUGGACCAAUCAAAGGAAAAAUGUUCCUCGUCAUCGUGGACGCGUAUUCAAAAUGGCCAGAAAUUUUUGCAACCAGUAACUCGACCGCAACAAUGACGAUUAAGAAGCUGAAGGAAUGUGUCUCCCGAUUUGGAUGUCCAUUGACCAUUGUAACGGAUAACGGUACCCAGUUUUGCUCUGAAGCAUUUAGCAAGUUUUGCCAGCAGCACGGAAUCGAUCACGUGAAAACUCCACCCUUCCACCCCCAAUCUAAUGGUCAAGCCGAGCGAUUUGUGGAUACACUAAAGAGAGCGCUUUUGAAGAUAGGCGGAGAAGACGUUGAAGAUGCACUGCAGAUUUUCCUUCAGACCUAUCGCUGUACCCCUAAUCCAUCCUUACCGGAUAACCGAUCACCAGCUGAGGUUCUGUUGGGCAGAAAAACCCGAACUGUUUUUGACCUGAUGAAGCCGCCGAUUUCACAACCAACGCAAAUUAAUGAAAGGCAGAAUGAUCAGUUCAACAAACAGUUUGGAGCGAAACAUCGAUCGUUUGAAGCUGGGGAUACAGUUUAUGCUGAAAUUCAUAUUCGGAACGAGCGCUAUUGGGCCAAAGGUAUCGUUAUUGAGCAGAAAGGAAGUGUGGUCUACAAUGUUCUUCUACAAGACGAAAAACGACAAGGGUUGAUAAGAUCGCACACUAACCAAUUACGGAAACGCAAACCGGACGGAAAAUGCGAAGCAUCAGCUGAGCAGCCUCUACCGUUACAAGUUCUGUUGGAGGAAUUUAGCUGUCCGGAUCAUGUUCCAACUGAAGAUAUUGAAAAUCCUGGGAACUCUCAACUGGAUAUUCCCGUAACCGAGCCCGGAAGUUCAAGAGGUAAUACGUGUCCUGAACAGAUGAAAUCAAAUUCUAUCGCCGGAUCAUCGGAGGUUUGUCGUAGUCAGGAUCGGGUUCAAUCAAGAAAACGAACUCUACCUAACCUUCAGGCAGGAAGCGGAGACUUCCUUCACAUUUUGAGUACUACGAGAUUUUCUGAAGGAGGAGAUGUUGGAGCAGUACAAGCAAGCCAUGAUUUUUAGCCUUAAGUUGACACUUGCAAAUAAACUCUAUUCUAAUUUGAA